Molecule: messenger RNA, 3353 nt
Organism: Carcharodon carcharias (great white shark)
Lineage: Eukaryota; Metazoa; Chordata; Chondrichthyes; Lamniformes; Lamnidae
Gene: tmc5
Product: transmembrane channel like 5
Exons: 26
Coding region: 216-3035 (939 amino acids)
Cellular component (GO): plasma membrane
Molecular function (GO): mechanosensitive monoatomic ion channel activity
Source: RefSeq, a predicted model, not a curated record
CAUUGCCAGUAGGUUAGUUGCUUCCAAGUGCCGACGCUGCUGUGUUAAAACUUCGACGGGAAAAGGAUCGAUUUUAAAUGGCAACUUCAACCCGGGGAAUGAAGAUUUAUCUGUAAGGGUUGCAUGCACCAUCAGGAGCCUUGAAUUUUGGCACUGGCCUAAAAGGAGGAAAGUAAGAGCUCUACCCUUCAAGGGAAGGAAAUACAUUUAACACAAUGAAUUACAAAGAGUGGAAUGAAGGCUUUGCAAACUACGCAUAUCACCAUUCAGAAACACUGGAAAUGGACAGAAGUGAACAGGGGAGACCUUCUGCAAUCCACACAACUCCACUGCAAUCUCCCUACCAGCAGAAUCCAUUAGAUUCACCAGGUUUUCAGAGAUGGGAGCAGCCAGAGAUUAUUCCAAUGAGAUCAAUUGAGAGAGAACAAAACAUGACAAGAUCACCAUUCUUUAAUAUGAAUCCAUAUGAAAGUGAAACUGGAUGUGAUAAUGCUGGAUUUGAGCCCUGGGCAGAUGAGUCUUACAGCCCUGCCUCCUCUGUGAAAGAUGGUUAUGGUCACCAAGAUGCUUCAGUCGUUCCUGACAUUCACAGAAAUGCAGAAACAUCAAGCAAAGAUCCAGCUGCAGCUAAAAGGCGUCGAACUAUUGGUGUUACAUUGCGGCUGGCAUCCUUGGCUGGUUUAAGUUUAUCACAGUAUACCAUGCCAGAAAUUGAACUGAGUGAAGAAGAAAAAGAAGAUCAAAUGCAGAUUAUUGCUGAACUAGCAAAAUUAUCACCCAAUGAAAGGACAAAGGCCAUUCAGCAAUUGGCAAUGAGCAUUGAAGAGAAGCGGGAGAUCAGGGAUCAGGUUCAGCAGACGAUUGGACCGCAUACAGUGGAAACAGAUAUUGAAAUACAUAGAUGUACCCAGCUGCUGUAUAAAGCAUUGUUUUCUCUUCAACGCUUUCGUGAGAAUAUGCUAAUAUGUUUCCAGUCAAUUCAUCCCUGGAAAAGAUCCCUGAAAAUCAUUGGUAGCAAGUUCGGAACAAGUGUUCUUUCCUAUUUCACUUUCCUCAAAUGGCUGCUUAUGUUCAACCUAUUCUCCUUCCUGAUAAACUUCAGCUUCAUCACCAUCCCACAAUUUUUUGAUAUGGGUAUUAACAAUCUCACUUUCACAGGCUUGGAGCUGCUCACGGGCUCAGGUUAUUUUUCAAAAACUGUUUUUUACUAUGGAUUUUAUACGAAUACCAGCAUUCAAAUAAGCCCUACUGCAGAAACGUAUAAUAUGCAGCUUGCUUAUUUCCUCACGAUUGGAUUCUACAUGUUGAGUUGCUUUCUGUAUCUGGUUUACAGCAUGGCAAGAUCGUUCAGUAAAAACAUUAUUGCAAUUGGCAUUCUGUCUGGUGAUGCAGCCAGGCUCCUGUGUUCAUGGGACUUCAACAUAACAAAUGAGAAAGCAGUAGAACUGAAAAGAAGAAAUCUGUGCACACAGUUAAAGGAAAUGUUAUCAGACAAAAUGCACUACCACCGGCAACUAACAACGAAACAGAGAACCGUGCGAUAUUUAAUUCAUCUGAUAAGCUGGAUUAUUUCAGUAGGAACAACAGUCGGCUGCUCUUUUGGAAUCUAUUCCUUUUCUAUCUCCAACUUUAAGCUUAUUUAUAAAAACCCAACCGAGGAAGAAAUACAAAAACAAGCAGCAACAUUGUUAUUACCCCUUGUGGUGGCCAUCAUCAAUCUGGUCAUUCCGUUAUUCUUCUCCUUUCUCGGCUUUAUGGAAAGAUUCAAAUAUCCACGGCAUGAGAUAUACGUUCUCAUUAUAAGGAAUGUUUUGCUGAAAAUGUCAAUACUUGGAGUUCUGUGUUACUAUUGGCUGGUGACAGUGGCAAACAAUGUUGAGUGUUGGGAAACAUUUGUGGGCCAAGAUCUGUACCGACUUGUGGUGACUGAUUUUAUCUUCUCCUUGCUGGGUUCCUUCUUUGGGGAGUUCAUUCGAAGCACCAUGGGAAUGCAUUGCUGCCAUAAACUUGGAAUACCAGAAUUUGACAUUGCAAGGAAUGUAUUAGGUUUAAUCUAUGCACAAAUUCUAGCAUGGAUUGGACUUUUCUUUGCGCCUCUUAUACCAGCAAUACAGAUCAUAAAGUUCUUCAUUAUAUUCCAUGUUAAAAAGGUUAGCCUAAUAAUGAAUUGCCAGCCUCCCCGCAAAGCUUGGCGAGCUUCUCACAUGACAACCAUCUUUAUUUUCCUGCUGUUCUUUCCUGGCUUCCUUGGGGUUCUUUGCUUGUUAGGAGUAACUGUCUGGAUAUGGAAGCCUUCCAAACGCUGUGGACCCUUUAGAGGAUUAAACGUGCCCUAUAAUUCCAUUUCUCAUUUUAUUGUGAUGCUGCAAGAAAGAUUCUCUCAACUGCACUGGCUUGUCUGGGCCUACAGGAACUUGAUUUUGAACCCGCUAUUCUACUUCAUCUUAACAAUUAUUAUGUUUGCUUUCAUCUACCUGUAUUUACAAAUUAUAGAUGGGCGAAAAAUGAUGACAAAAUGCUUGCAAGAGCACAUUGGUAAUGAAGGAAAAGACAAAUCAUAUUUACUGCAAAAGCUCAACAACAUGAAAUUAAAUAUAGAAUCUUCUGAAGAGAAGCUUCCAACAUGGAAAUUCACUAAAGAGAUGGAUGAUGUUCCUGAUCCUGAAUCAAAGCCGGGGACUGUUCGAAGCUACAAUACUCUGCUUCCAGGGUAUGUUGAAGAAAAAUCCAGCCUCGUUCAGAGAAAAAAUUAUUCAGAGCGUCAUUGGCAUCUUGAGACAAGAGGAGGGACCAAUGACCAGAAACAAAAUGUUAAAGAGCAACACGAUUUUAGUCUGCUGUGGAAGAAUAACAGAGUGCACCCAGGGUUAGCUGGAUGCUCUUUGACUAGCAACAAUAUAAAACACCGAGAUAUUGUCAGUGAACAUGACACAGAAGACCAAAGUCAUUAUCAAAGUAUGAGAGGAGGAACUGGCAGUGCUCUUGCACUGGCUUUAGCAGCCAGGCAUCAGGCAGAGCAGAGCCCGUAUGAAUAAUUGUUUCAGAGACAAAGGACUAAACUUUCCAGGGCCCUGUGAGCACCAAGCUGUAGGUGACUUUUCAGAAAAUCACGGGUAACAUUAUAAACAGCAUGAAUAAUGCAGCAGCAAGUUUCCAAGGAGCCACCUGUUGCAGUGAGGCAUCAGGUAGCUCCACCCACAGUUCUUUUCUAAAUCUACCUGAUCAUUGUAAGAUUUCUGAAUGUUAACGUUCCUUCACUGUUUCUGAGUGGUCUUUAGGCUCUGAAAAUAAUUAAGUGCAUAUUUCAUCUGUGGUUAUCCAUGAUAAUGAAGUGUUCUUUGACCCUAACAAUU